This is a messenger RNA of Zonotrichia leucophrys gambelii, 1850 nucleotides long. RefSeq names its product RNA binding fox-1 homolog 2 (gene RBFOX2). Gene Ontology annotation, cellular component: cytoplasm; nucleus. Bases 269 to 1714 code for a protein of 481 amino acids. The record is from RefSeq and is a predicted model, not a curated record. NCBI's taxonomy places the organism in Eukaryota, Metazoa, Chordata, Aves, Passeriformes, Passerellidae. Gene Ontology annotation, molecular function: mRNA binding. Gene Ontology annotation, biological process: nervous system development; regulation of alternative mRNA splicing, via spliceosome. The transcript has 15 exons.
GAAGGUUUCCGAGCGGGGGUCGCGCUGCUCCGGCGGCGUUUCCGGAGAUUGCCGAGGGGCUCCGGCCCCUCCCCAGCCGCUGCCGAGCCCGUGACCGAGGCGCUCCGGUGGGUCGGAGCCCGGCGCGCCCGCUGCUGCUCCGGUCGCGGCGCGGGGCUCGCCGCCGUCCUCGUCCUCCUGCUGCUCCCGCUCCUCCGGCAGCGCCGGGCGCCGCGGUGACAGAGCGGGGCGAUCGGGGCGGGGGGCGGCCGGGGCUCCGGCGGCGCGGAUGGCGGAGGGCGGCCAGCCCCCGCAGCAGCAGCAGCAGCAGCCACAGCCGCAGCUCCUGGCCGGCGGCGGCGCGGGGUCCGCCCGCGGCGUGAAGCGGGAGCCGGAGCUGGAGCAGCCCAUGCCCGGCGGGGACGGCGCGGAGGGCGGCCACAGCAAGCGGCUGCGGACGGAGGCGGAGGCCGACGGCGGCGGCAUGCAGAACGAGCCUCUGACUUCAGGUUAUCAUGGCUAUCCAGCAAGAGACAAUCAAGGUAACCAGGAGCCAUCAGCAACUCCUGAUGCAAUGGUGCAGCCAUUCACCACAAUCCCAUUUCCACCACCCCCACAGAAUGGGAUUCCCACAGAGUAUGGGGUGCCACACACUCAGGACUAUGCAGGCCAGACCAGUGAGCACAAUCUGACACUCUACGGAAGCACGCAGCCGCAUGGGGAGCAGAGCACGAACACGGCCAGCACGCAGAACGGAUCUCUCGCACAGACAGAAGGAGGGGCACAGACAGAUGGACAGCAAUCACAGACACAGAGCAGUGAGAAUACUGAGAGCAAAUCCACUCCAAAACGACUUCAUGUGUCUAACAUUCCCUUCCGCUUUCGAGAUCCUGACCUUCGGCAGAUGUUUGGGCAAUUUGGCAAAAUCCUUGAUGUAGAGAUAAUCUUUAAUGAGCGUGGCUCGAAGGGAUUCGGGUUCGUAACUUUCGAGAAUAGUGCUGAUGCAGACAGGGCCAGGGAGAAAUUACACGGCACCGUGGUAGAGGGCCGUAAAAUCGAGGUUAACAAUGCCACUGCGAGAGUGAUGACCAAUAAGAAGAUGGUCACACCUUAUGCAAAUGGUUGGAAGUUGAGUCCUGUGGUUGGAGCGGUGUACGGCCCUGAGUUAUAUGCAGCAUCCAGCUUUCAAGCAGAUGUCUCGCUGGGCAAUGAUGCUGCAGUGCCCCUGUCAGGAAGGGGGGGUAUUAACACUUACAUUCCUUUAAUCAUUCCAGGCUUCCCCUAUCCAACUGCAGCCACCACAGCGGCCGCGUUUCGGGGUGCCCAUCUGAGGGGCCGAGGAAGGACAGUGUACGGGGCAGUGCGGGCAGUUCCUCCCACGGCCAUCCCUGCCUACCCAGGUGUGGUUUACCAGGACGGAUUUUACGGUGCUGACCUCUAUUUGACUGAAGAAAUGUUAACAUCCCGCUCUAAAUCUCUCAGUGGAGUCUCUGUUCCCUUCUCUGAUAUAACAGAUGGGGUGGAUAUGCAGCCUACAGAUAUGCACAGCCUGCUACUGCAACAGCAGCCACGGCCGCUGCAGCCGCUGCAGCAGCUUACAGCGAUGGUUAUGGCAGGGUGUACACAGCAGAUCCUUACCAUGCCCUUGCCCCUGCCGCUAGCUACGGAGUUGGCGCUGUGGCGAGUUUAUACCGAGGUGGCUACAGCCGAUUUGCCCCCUACUGAAGUGACGUGAGCCCCCUGCAAGCGGGACAGCCCCCCCAGUUCAUGAGGCCUGGCUAUUGCAAUAUUUACUAGUAGAGGAACUCUAUAGCAAGUCGAGGAGGAAAAACAAAAAAAAAACAAAAGAGAAAAUACUUUUUUAUACCUCA